AUGGCCUAUCAUGAUGUCCAAAGUAUAAAGGGUGAGAUACAGUUUGAGCCUUCAGCCGGUCGGAUCGAGGUCAUGCACUUCGAACUAGACUCGCUAAGCUUUCUUACAUUUUCUGCCCUAUUUGGUCAACGGCAGGCCGGUCAAGAAAUUGAUAACCAGCUUCCUACCUCUUCCGCUGAUUCUAUACUAGAAGGGUCAUCUCACUACGUACAUAUUCUAGAUGGCGAGAUCGAAGAGCUGAGCGGCAAGCUUGAUGUGUAUAUCCAGAAGACAUCCAGUUUAUUCAUUGAGGGCGAACAAUCUGAUUUUAUCAGACAGACCCUUCGUCAAGCAUUAGAACUCGCCAAACAACACGAGGAUGAUAUGCUAGACGCAGCGUUGGAGUUAUGGGUAGCUACUGCAAUACUAGUGGACCCGUUCCUUAAAUGGACGGUCUAUAUGAACCCUACUCUGCCUCCGCUGGCAAACAGGCCGCUGACCUCUACAACAAACGACUCCCGGAUCCCGAUACACAGCAUGAAUCAGUUAGAAUCAUACUCGCUGAUUUGCACGCAAUUACGCUCUGCCGUCGAGAAACGAGCAGCGAGAGUGUGCAGAGUUUUGCUCAGUAAAUUUGAACAACGGCUACUUCAGAAGCAGCGGGUUGGUAGUUUUCGAACGUUUCUGGCCACUAUUAUCCUGCUUAACUGUGUUGAGAGGAUGGAAUGGCUAUUUCGAUCAUGGGAAUGCGAGCAUUAUAUUCAACGGGUGAGGUUUAUCCAGCACCACUGCUAA
This is a messenger RNA of Trichophyton rubrum CBS 118892, 774 nucleotides long. RefSeq lists its product as uncharacterized. Bases 1 to 774 code for a protein of 257 amino acids. The record is from RefSeq and is a predicted model, not a curated record. Lineage: Eukaryota; Fungi; Ascomycota; Eurotiomycetes; Onygenales; Arthrodermataceae. The transcript is spliced from 2 exons.